AUGACCGCGUUAAGGCGCAAAGCCCCUGACUUCCAAGUCGAAGAACGAAAUGCAGGAGAACAAUGCGAGCGAGCUGCGGCUGCAGAAAAGUUACCCACAAACUCCAUUGACCUUGGUUCGGAAAUCUGGAAAGUUGCGAAAAGCAAUGUAAUUGGGGUAUCCAUAGAGGGUUAUUAUUUUCCAGACGAUGAAUAUGAUAGUCUCCUCAAGGAAGUCACGAUUCAAGAUGCCCUCGGUGGUGGUCACGAGGUUUUGCCUUUGGUCAAGUAUGUUCUUGACCAUACGAAGAAAACAUUUGCCACAUUGCUGCAGGUAUUCACCGACAGUAAAAGUCGACGUGAAGUCAUGGACUCUCUAAUGGCGAGUGAAUUCAAAGAUACCUUGUUAGGAUCCCAUAAGCUUGAUCCGUCCUAUUUUAAACACAAGCUUUGGAACGAGAGCACGAUUGAUACUUUCAAAGAUAAACGGUUGUCAUUUAUCGUUCCCACCUUUGAUAGCGAGACUUUCAUGUAUGAGUUCGAUAAAAAUCAACCACUUCCCUUUACAGCGUCUGGUAGAGCGGAUACUCCACCAAGAAGCGGCCACUUUAGCCAAGUUGAAUGUGUGGAGAUGUCGGCUAGUAAGCAUAAUAUGGCCGACGUAAAAAGCAAGACAUUUAAAGUCGCGUUAAAAAAGCUGAUAAGACUUGGUGAUCCCGGCUAUGGAAUAGAGAAGGAAUGGGAGCGUGAGGCAAGAGCUCAUCAGCAGCUGAAUCAAAAAAGUGAUAAUAUCAUUCAAGCAUUUGCCGCCUUCCAUCAAAUUGCGAUGAACAACAAGUGGAAUGAUGAGUACUAUCUUGUGCUUGAAUGGGCUGAUGGUGGGAGCCUUUUUGACUUUUGGAAGAGCCAUCCUGAACCUCAAGUAGAGCAUCUAGAUCACAGUCAAGUUCGUCGACGGAUCAAAGGAAUGUUGGAGCAGCUGUAUGGACUAGCUCAGGCUCUCGAAGCAAUGCAUUCUACUAGGUCUCAUUCGCCUAGACAUAGCAGGAGCGAUUCGGCAUCAUCCCCGGCACUUCGGCCACAAAUGAGUGCAGACUGGAAAGAGAGUAGCCUAGGUGCCGGUGUAUUACCUGCAGAUAGCUCGUCCUUGCCGACGUUCAAUUUUGAUUCUGCGGAUGAUGAUGAUAGCAAACUAACAGUGCCAAGCAUUGUCGUUUCUUCUGAUCCCGUAAGUCUAAAAGUCACUGAAAGCCCCGACUCGCAAAACUGGCGUCAUGGCGAUAUUAAACCAGAAAACAAACUGCGUUUCAUUGUCGACGAAGACUACGAUAAGUUGGGUGUUCUGAAACUUGCAGAUCUGGGGAGAACACAACAACAUCAAUUUGUGACAAGAAUGAGGCAUACUACGGAAAGAGAACUUUGGAGGACAAGAUGGUACGAGCCUCCAGAUCUAGACGGGAAAAAUCAGGAGAAGGCAGGAGGCAAAAUUUCACGCUUGUACGACAUCUGGAGCAUGGGUGCUGUUAUCUUUGAGGCCGUGUUGUGGUUGCUGUAUGGCUACGAAUCUCAUAAUGACUUCUGGAAGGAGAACGGAUUUCUCACAGGAGAGACACACGUAACACCAUAUUGGAGGAAAGAAGGUGAAGGAAAAUACAGGGUGACUGAUGUGGUUAAUAAAUGGAUGGAUGACAUAUUAGAGCCUAAUUCAGAGCCCAAGGACGCUAUCAGUGGCCUGAUCAAGUUGGUUAGUGAAAGACUGCUCAAGAUUGAUCUGCCUCCAAACUCAGAUCUCUACACCAAAGGCUUCCGCACAAAUGCGAAAGACUUAAGGGAACAGCUUGCUAUCAUUCUUGAACGCGCCAAUGGAGACGAAAGGUAUUUGUUUAGUGGUAAAAAUCGCAGACGCAUGUCUCAACCCGACGUAGCCGAUUCAGCCACAAAAAGCUCAUCACAAUCCACGGGUAAUUCGUCGUCAUCGCCCAAUGAUACAAGGAUAGAUACACUGACCCCUGAAGCCGCACCAGAAUUACCUUUACUGGCCAACGAUCACGAUCCUUCAUCUAAGAAUCUUGAAUCCUUCAUAAAAGUACUUAAGGCAUGGCUCAAGGAGUGUGAUAGCAAUCAUGGAUGUGUUUGUGCUCCUAAGGAUACUCAUUUGGUACCAAAAAGGCUCAUCAAUGUCGAAAUACCGACAAUGCCAAAGAUCGUAACGGCAGAUCUCUACAAGAAUAUUCCUUCUGGUGGCAUCCGUUACCUCGCACUCUCGCACAAAUGGGGUGAUAUGCCUGCUGAAGCUAAGACAACGAUGAAGAAUAUCGAAGAACGCAAGGAUAUGAUUCCAUUGGACGAGUUGCCACUAAGCUUCAAAAAUGCCAUUGUGAUUACGAAAGCGCUCAAGUGCUCUUAUCUCUGGAUCGAUUCUUUGUGCAUUAUACAAGGCCUGGAUGGUGAAUUUAGUCAGGAAGCAGAUAAGAUGCAAACAACCUUUGAUGGUGCGUACUGCGUUCUGGCAGCUUGCAGUGCCCAGAGUGCUAAAGAUGGCUUUUUGCAUAGUCGAGGGUCAAGACCAAAAUACUUAAAAACCAAUAAUGUCUACGUCUCGCCAGUCACCAAUGAUUUUGAAAGUGAUGUCCUCCGCAGCCCCUUGAGCUGCCGUGGAUGGGUAUUGCAGGAACGUGCUUUGGCUCGUCGAACCAUUUAUUUUACAGAUACUCAGACAUAUUGGGAGUGUGCUUUCCUCGGCGACCCAAAUUUUCCUGACUACACGAUUCGACCAACAAGUACUGUUGGGGAGCAAAUCGACCUGUUUAUUAAUUUGUUUCAGACAUACACUAGGCUAGAAUUUUCACACCCGCAAGAUAGACCUGUUGCCAUUAAUGGGCUGAUGGAGCGACUGACCGUCGCUUUCAAAACACGAAGUCUCGCAGGUCUCUUUGAGACAUUUUGGGGUCGCUGCUUGCUUUGGCGACGGGCAGACAAUGUAGAACUACUGAGGAAAAUCCCGCAUGGUACACAUUCACGUCGGGUUCCGCCAACUUGGUCGUGGAUGGCUUUUGACGGUGCGAUCUCGUUCAUUGAGCCUUUGGGCGGUCAGGUUGAUUGGAAUAAUUCUGGAGUGACCCUCCAGUUUGCUAAUCUUAAUUGUGAUCAGACUUCAUGGCUCAAAACAAGUCGUCAUAGUGAUAGUCUGGCUAUCCAGGCUAAAGCAUUUGAUUUUAAUAUACCUGCAGGCGCUGGCGAAAGCGAAGCAUCUAUAUUUUAUGAUGGUGAAAAGAUUACUCCGACGAAAUGCGUCAUCAUUGGUACGGAUAAGCAGAAUUUGAACGAUGCAAGCACGAAAAAGCAUUACGUUUUGAUUGUCAAGCCAGUCUCAAAGGCUUCUAACGGUAUGUCUUACGAACGUGUUGGGGUUGGGUAUAUGUUAGGAAAAUUUAUUCAUCUGGAUAAAUCCUAUGUUACUGUGACGAUCGAGUAG
Messenger RNA from Sclerotinia sclerotiorum 1980 UF-70, 3453 nucleotides. RefSeq lists its product as hypothetical. The record is from RefSeq and is a predicted model, not a curated record. Lineage: Eukaryota; Fungi; Ascomycota; Leotiomycetes; Helotiales; Sclerotiniaceae. The transcript is spliced from 4 exons. Gene Ontology annotation, molecular function: ATP binding; protein serine/threonine kinase activity. The coding region runs from base 1 to 3453 and encodes 1150 amino acids. Gene Ontology annotation, biological process: peptidyl-threonine phosphorylation; peptidyl-serine phosphorylation.